Messenger RNA from Menidia menidia (Atlantic silverside), 1275 nucleotides. NCBI's taxonomy places the organism in Eukaryota, Metazoa, Chordata, Actinopteri, Atheriniformes, Atherinopsidae. The record is from the annotation of a GenBank genome assembly.
UUCGGAUACCUAAUAACGUGUGUUUAUGCCGAUGGGGUUGCAGAUGUAGUGCUCUCUUGCGCUCUGGUGGAGGAGGGAGUUGGACUGGGUGGGAUGGCAGGCGGUGCUUUCUUCACUCGUACCCCAGCCACGCUCGUGCUGCGAGAUGUUGCCGUGGGCCCGGAAGAAUCUCUUGAAACGCUCAGUCCGUUUGUUCCGCCUUCAGUCCCUGAUCCAGAGCUCAUCCUGUUUGAGGCCAAAGUGUCUUCCCCCGAGAUCCCCAAUGCAGAAGCGCUGCUCCACGCAGACUGCAAUGAGCAGGAGGUGAUGUGUGAAAUAAGUCGCUACCAACCUCGGGGACAACAGGAAACUUCAGAUACGGCCUAUUUCAUGGUGUCCCUCAAUGUGGAGGGACUUGAACUCAGCUCUUCACUGAUUCUGCAGACCUUGACAGGAGAAAAAUAUCAGUCACAGCUGAUACAAAAUAAACUGGGUCUGCCUCUCAGCCAGUCUGGAACUCUACUGACUAAAGUGAUAUUCCUGGUCUUUUCCAAUAUAAAUUCUGUAUCUGCCCCUCCAAGAGGCGAUGUUCUCCUCAACUGUGGCUUCAAGCAGCAGGAGAUCCCAUUAGACCAGGAAGUGGCUGUUGAAUGGCGCCUGCAGCACAGGGGAAAAGGCCGGAAAAUACUUGAAAUGAAGACCAAACUGGACGAAACAGAAGAGAGUGAAUUGGUGCGUGGUGAGAAGAGGGGUUCGAGCAUGAGUGUUGCUCAGGUCGUCGGUGAGGGGAACGUCUCUUUGUCUCUGACCCAUCUGAAGGUGGUGGAUGAAGGAACCUACAUCUGUACAGUCAGCAUUGGGAACUUUCACGCCCAGCAGGUCAUUCAGCUCCAUAUUACCCAACCACCACAUGUUUCGCUGUCAGAGGAGAAGUUGGUCUUGAAUAAAAAGUCUGACCAGACUUUAAGCUGUCACUGUAACAAAUACUAUCCACUUGAUGCACAGAUGGAGUGGCUCUCCCUCUCUCCGACAGACCCAGAACCUGAGCUCUUUAAAAAUCAGGGAUCCCUGACCAGCCAUCGACAACACGGCGAUGGGACAUACUCGCUGUCAUCUCACCUUACUGUGCCACCCACCCUCUCCCCAGGAACUAAAAUCAUAUGUAGGGUGUCUCACCAAGCCCUGGAAGCUCCUAUGCAUGUCAGUGUGGUGGUAGAAAAUGCUGAACCAGAUUCCUAUUGGUGGAUCCUUGGUUUCCUGGUCAUCACCGUUCUUUUCUUCUACCAGGUCAUGAAA